Messenger RNA from Raphanus sativus (radish), 2542 nucleotides. RefSeq lists its product as uncharacterized. Gene Ontology annotation, molecular function: chromatin binding. The coding region runs from base 221 to 2149 and encodes 642 amino acids. NCBI's taxonomy places the organism in Eukaryota, Viridiplantae, Streptophyta, Magnoliopsida, Brassicales, Brassicaceae. The transcript has 5 exons. The record is from RefSeq and is a predicted model, not a curated record.
ACAGAAGAAAGAGAAAGAAAACCCGUAAGAAAACCCCUCUCAAGGGCACGCUCGUAAUUUCCCUCUAACCUCAGAGGGUACAAACGUAGUUAACAAUCCACACUCCAACGUGGAGCCAAUCACUACCCUUAAUCUUAUCCCCAAAUUCGAAACCCUAAUAAUCAAUUUCAAAAUUUCCGCCUUCUUCUUCAUCUCUCUCUCUCUCUCUUAUCUCUGAGAUAUGGCGUGGUCGUCGGAAACGGCGUCGUAUUGCGGGUGGAACGAGCUGAAUGUGAAGAACGCGAAAGGGAAGACGGAGGUUCAUUAUUACCUCGAGAGGAGAGACGGAUGCGCGGAUCUGGCUGUUGUCGGGAGGUUGAGGAAGAGCUCUUCUUCAAAACGCAUGUCCUUUAGAUACGCCUUGAGAAAGAACCGCUCCGUUUUGAAGAAGCUUAGCUCUUUGGAAGACGUCAAGGAUUGGCUCGAUUCCAUUGUUUCUGGUGAGAUACCUCAUGUAGCAAAUGUACCAGCUACUACUAUGACUGAACAAGCUGCUGGAGGAUUCAAUAUUGGCUCUUUUUUGAAUGGUAAGUCAGAGGAGCUUGUUCACCCUGCCAUAAAUUUCUCCUGGAUGGGUUCUUCUUGGACUUGUAGGAAACGUCGUAAGCAUUAUCCAUCUUUCUCCCGGAAUGGUGUCAGAGUCUCGGUGAAUGAUUUUGUGUAUGUUUUAGCGGAGCAACAUAAGAGGCUCAUUGCAUAUUUGGAAGACCUUUACGAGGAUUCUAAAGGCAACAAGAUGGUCGUGGUACGGUGGUUUCACAAAGCUGAUGAAGUUGGUAUUGUUUCGACCGACGAUGCUAACGACAGAGAGAUUUUCUUUUCUCAUUGUCUUCAAGACAUCAAAAUUGAGUGCAUAGAUGGGUUGGCUUCUGUCCUCUCUCCUCAGCAUUACGAGGAACUUCUCAAGGUGCCAAUCCAUGUUCAGCGAGUACCUUUCUUCUGCCAGAAGUUAUACGGAGAUGAUGGCAUAGAGCCUUAUGACGUUACACAGUUACAAGGUUACUGGAGACAAGAAGGGCUUAGAUACUUGAAUUUUCCCAUUCUAAAGUCAGGUGAAGGUGUCCAGCCACUUGGCACUGAACCAGCGACAGGAGCAUCUCUGGUUGGCUCUGUUGGGAUUAGAUCUAGGAAACGGAGUCGUUCUGCAGAUGACAUCAAAGGUGACUUGGAGGCUUCAGAUGCUUCUAUGUGCAAAGAUGCAGAAGAUGGUUCAUCCAAUCUCAUUAAAAAAGGUUCACUUGUUGAAGUUCUUUCCCAAGAUAGUGGCAUCAGAGGUUGUUGGUUGAUUGCAUUGGUAGUAAAGAAGCACAAGGAUAAGGUUAAGGUACAGUACCAAGACAUUAUGGAUGCAGAAGAUGAAUCAAAAAAGCUAGAGGAGUGGAUUUUGACGUCUCAGGUUGCUGCUAGUGAUCAUACGGGUCUUAGAAUCCCAGGAAGGAAAGUAGUGCGCCCAAAUCUGAAGCUUAGCAAUGAAAGUGAUGUGUGUGCUGUCGAUGUUGGUAUGCCUGUGGACGUGUGGUGGUGUGAUGGAUGGUGGGAAGGCAUCGUGGUGGAGAAAGUUUCAGAAGAGAAAGUUGAAGUUUACCUACCAGGGGAAAAGAAAAUAUCUUCCUUCCAUCGUAGUGAUCUCAGACAAUCUCUGGAAUGGGCGGGAGAUGAGUGGGUUCAGAUGAAAUCAAGAGCUGAUGUCGUCAGUUCUGUCCUAACCCUGAUGAAGAAGAAAGAGGUUGAGGUCAAAUCUGAGGAGAAGCUAUGCGAAGUUGGUGUUGGUGGUGGCGUUACGUCACUACAGGAUGAAGCUAAAGUAACCAUAUCUCUUCCAGUUCCGGAUCUUCUAAAACACGUCUUAGUUUCUAACUUGAAGUGGACAGCAUCUAACAAGCGGAAAAGAACUGUCAGUUCCAUGGGAGAUUCUCUGUUUAGCUCCUCGGCUGUUGGCCCAAGGAAGCGCAACCGUAUAGUCAGUUGCCCUCCGCAUGAUCCUAGCUUGACUGAUGGUUUCUCGUGCGAAAAGUCAUUGAGCUGUGAGAAGGGCGGCAAGUUCAUGGGAGAUUCUGUAUUUGGCUCUUCGGUUGGACAGCAUUUGGCUGGCCUGUUGAUGUCAAGAUGAUGAUUGGGGGAUUGGAGUGUGUACUCGUCUUGUGAGGUACAUAUUACCUAAUGUGCAUCUGCUCAAUGCGGUUUUGGGGUUUUUAGAUCAGUGUGACUCGGGAUUAUAGGGGUUUAGAUCGCCAUGGCAUCCAGAUUCGUUUUGUGUACGUAUGUGUAACAGUAGACAUAGAGCGCUUCAAUACAAGCAGCAAGUUUUGGAUGCAGUAGAGAGUAGGUGGAUAGCAUUUUACCUCACUAGGGGUUUAGACACUAAACAGUGUGUUUUUAGAAUUUCUAUCAUCUUCUUCGUUUAGCAUAGAGAUAAGAUUUGUUUUCUUUCUUGGUGUGGUGGGAUCUUUCUUUUUAUGUAAUAUAUGUAUCAUCAAAUAAAACAUCUCUCUUUUUUUUUUAA